Molecule: messenger RNA, 951 nt
Organism: Arctia plantaginis
Lineage: Eukaryota; Metazoa; Arthropoda; Insecta; Lepidoptera; Erebidae
Source: the annotation of a GenBank genome assembly
AUGGCUUACCACUAUGUGGUUACUGCACAGAAACCAACUGCCGUUACAUCAUGUAUUACAGGAAACUUCACAUCACCAACAGACUUGAACCUUCUGGUCGCGAAGGUGUCUCGUCUAGAAAUGUACCUGGUGACACCAGAAGGCUUGCGACCAAUGAAAGAAGUGGGGCUUUACGGACGUGUUGCUAAAAUGAAGCUGUUCAGGCCUCCAUAUGAAGACAAGGAUUUGGUAUUCAUUCUGACCGCCCGAUAUAAUGCCAUGAUAUUAGAAUGGAGGUCAGGAGCUAAUGGCGAACUUGAGGUUGUUACCAGAGCCCAUGGAAAUGUCUCGGACAAAAUUGGAAAGCCUUCAGAGAACGGCAUUCUAGCGGUCAUUGACCCACAAGCAAGGGUUAUUGGUUUAAGGCUAUAUGAUGGUCUGUUUAAAAUUAUUCCUCUUGAUAAAGACUCAACAGAGCUGAAAGCUGCUAGUUUAAGAUUGGAAGAAUUGAAUGUAUAUGAUGUAGAAUUUUUGCAUGGCUGUUCAAACCCUACUAUUAUUUUAAUACAUCAAGAUCUCAAUGGAAGACAUAUAAAGACACAUGAAAUAUCUUUAAGAGACAAGGAAUUUAUGAAGAUACCAUGGAAACAAGACAAUGUUGAAACAGAAGCUUCAAUAUUAAUACCUGUGCCCAGCCCACUUGGUGGAGCUAUUGUGAUAGGCCAAGAGUCAAUAGUGUACCAUGAUGGUCAAAGUUAUGUUGCUGUCGCGCCGCCACAAAUUAAGUUAACUCCAAUAAAUUGUUACUGUCGCGUGGAUACCCGAGGGCUGCGCUACUUGCUAGGCGAUAUCGCCGGACGCCUGUUCAUGUUGCUGCUGGAGCUUCAGGACAAACCUGACGGCACACAGGCCGUCAAGGACCUCAAAGUCGAACUGUUGGGUGAGGCUCUGGUCAUACAUGUACAUAAAUAG